UGCCCAACCCUCCUCCUUUUUCACCCGGGCUUGGGACCGGCGUCGGCGGAGAUUUUUGGAAAAAUGAUAAGCGACGGGAAGAUCGUCCUGUAUUCGGGAGCCAAAGAACAUCACGUGCACGGCGUCGGGAUGGUCCUGAGCAAAACCGCGGCACAGGCACUCGUUGGAUGGAAACCGAUCAGUGAUCGCAUAAUUACCGCCCGAUUUCAGUCUCGCCAUGCUAAAAUUACUGUUAUUCAAGUCUACGCACCGACAAAUGAGGCAGAUGAUGAAGAGAAGGACGCCUUCUACGACCAGCUGCAAGACACAAUCGUGGUUAUCCCCAACCAUGACAUAAAGAUCCUCCUUGGCGACAUGAAUGCGCAACUCAGUAGCGACCGGCAGGGCUGGGAAAACGUGAUCGGACCUCAUGGAUCGGCAGCAGUAACGAGCGAUAAUGGAGAGCGUCUCCUAUCCCUAUGCAAUCUUAACAACCUUUGCAUCGGGAAUACAUAUUUCAUUCACAAACGGAUUCACAAAAAGACGUGGCGGUCACCAGAUGGGACCACUCACAAUGAAAUCGACUAUGUAUGCAUCCAUCGACGGUGGCGCUUGGCUUUACGUGACGUACGGGUUUUUCGCGGCGCCGACGUCGGAUCUGAUCACCACUUGCUUGUGACUUCAAUCCGACUAAAAUUGAAAAGAGUGGCCGGACGCAACACCGUUCGGUCAUUUGCCUCCGAGAAAUUGAAGGACCGCGUGAACGCCGAGCACUUCCACAUUGAACUCGCUAAUCGAUUCCAGAUUCUUGACAACUCGGCCAGCAUCGAAGAACAAUGGGCACAGAUCAAGGAUGCUGCCAUAGAGACGGCAGAGAGAACGAUUGGUCGACGGCGUGGAACGCAGCGAGAACGGUGGAUUCAGGACCUACGAGCGCUCGAUGUCAAGUGGGAAGAUGUGGAAAUCGACGCUUCCGACCGAGCCCGCUGGCGAAUGCUUGUUGCCCGAUGCGCCUCGCUGCGCGGACGGAACUAACUAACUAUUUUAAAU
Ictalurus punctatus (channel catfish) is the source of this 1029-nucleotide messenger RNA. Its product is annotated as craniofacial development protein 2-like. The annotation marks the transcript as partial. Gene Ontology annotation, biological process: chromatin remodeling. The transcript has a single exon. Gene Ontology annotation, cellular component: nucleus. NCBI's taxonomy places the organism in Eukaryota, Metazoa, Chordata, Actinopteri, Siluriformes, Ictaluridae. The record is from RefSeq and is a predicted model, not a curated record.